Messenger RNA from Gadus chalcogrammus (walleye pollock), 3056 nucleotides. RefSeq names its product bucky ball-like. The record is from RefSeq and is a predicted model, not a curated record. The coding region runs from base 105 to 1889 and encodes 594 amino acids. The transcript is spliced from 10 exons. Lineage: Eukaryota; Metazoa; Chordata; Actinopteri; Gadiformes; Gadidae.
GCUAUUGGCGCCCAAGGUGAUAAAGGGGCGACGCCAGACUCUGACGUGUUGCUCUAAAUGUGUGCACUCAUCAACCACUAAUCCACUACGAAACCUUAUCACUAAUGUGUAUGCAUGUUCUUCUCCAUACAGACAUGGAUUAUCCUCCUCACUCUCUGGGUGCACUUCUCCCCCACCAUCACCCCAUUGUUGACCACUCAAGAUCACGUUACCGUGGUCAACCGCCAAGCCAACCUUAUUACUUGUUCCAAUGGAAUUUGAAUCCAUACCACCGGUACGGCCAGGCUUUAUCGGCUCUGCCCUGCGUGCGUCCACACAUGGCCCGGCGCCCCAACAUGUAUCCUGGGUAUGGGACGUCCCAGGCCAUUGGCUGCCCUGCAGACUAUAAACGGGGGUUUAACUCUCACAGCUCCUCGCCUGUUGCCCCAGGUUUUCAUAGGGGCUAUGCAAGGAAAAUGGGAAUGUCAGCGGAUCAGAGGGACCCGAGGGAUCCGCUCUGCAAGCUGGUUGAGCGUCUGGACAGGCUGAGCACGAAGGAGGAGGAGAAUGGGGACGGGGAGGAGGAAUACCUUCCCAAGGCUCCUCCACCUGGCCGGGGGACGCCUUGGUACCCCGGUAUGGGAGAGCUGAAGGAGACAGGUGUGAACCCCCAGGAGCACCGCCCCCUCAGGGAGCAGGGCCCCUGGGCCCUGAAGGCCGGCCCCCGCCCGCCCCAAAGCCAGGCGGUCUCUGGGAUCCAGGGGGCCUUUCCCCUCGACAGCUCUUCGGCAAAUGAGGAAGAGGAGGAGCCGCUCUGCCUGGUUGGCGCCGGGCACCCGAGUGUCUGGAGUUCAUCCAUCGACGGACAAUCCUCCGGGGAGGACGUCGGCCCUGCGGACGUCUCUGAAAGCGCGCUGAACCUCAACACCAACCAGGCCGUGUCCACGGGCGGCGGCAGGACGACCACGGAGAGGAAUGCCGCCGUCUGCCGCUCUUUGGAAGACGGGGGAAAGGAAAUCUGUGUCCCGCUGUCGGCCUCCCAGUCUGAGAGUCCUGAGGCCGACCCGGACGUCUGCGCUUGCUGCGGCGCCAGCCUGGAGGAGGAAGACGACUGCCCCGGCGACCCAGGGGAACACCUCCAUGGAAGCCCGUUUGAGGCUGCUCACGCGGGAAUGGCGUGCAGCUUUGUGGAAGAGAUGGCAACCAAUGAUAUGAGGGACGGCGCAGAGAUGAUGGGGAGCUGUCUGAUGCCCGGCCAGCUGGUGCAGCAUCAUUACUGGUACCCCUGUGUGUGUCCCCCUAACCCCCAUGCCCUUCCACCUCUUGGUCCUCGUCAUCCGACCAGAAGGUUGUGGAACAGAGCAGCAGGUCAGUGCCCAUGUGGUGAGCUGGAAGGGGCUCCACGCACCAUUCAUGACCCUAAGGGGAACCGAGGCUAUGAGCGAGCCCCCCACGACUGGCCCCCCUCUGGCCUGAGGAGCAAAGCUAAGGACCACAAACAGAAGAAACAGAGGGGCGGAGCUCAGCACAGGAGUUAUGAAGACAGCUGGGGAAACGGUUGUUCCAAAUACAGGCCAUGGUCUUCCAGACCAUAUCGAGGCCCAGAUGAUCAAGGCUCUCUCCAAAACGAAAGGCCUUCUUGGGAGAGCUUCUCCAGGAAUAUGCCCUGGAGAGCAGACCGCCAGUACAAAGAGGCCCCGGACUCUCCUUAUUGCAGGGGAAGAGGUAACACAAUGCUGUGCACAGAGGGUCCACUAAAAGAAGAGGCACUCGACAAUAAAUAUUGGCCCUGGCCUAUUAUUACACUUCUUCCUAAUAUACUUCCUAAUUCAAUGGGCAUGUCGAGGUUUAAUAUGCAACGUGUGCUGGGUGAGACAAUGGUGUUAAUGGUUGAUUUUGAUAAAGGCUAAAAACUAAGUUUGUUGCUUAUGCAUGACCGGGACUGUCGUAUUUAGCACUCAAGGCUACAUUUGCUUUCAGAAUGUAAAACAUGAAACAGAUUUGAAGGUACAACCACAUGGCUGGAUACAUAUUCUCUACACUGAUUUACUCCUUGUGUUUAAAUGAGUGUAGUCUUAAAUAUAAAAUGUAUUUUUUAAUGUUCUCUUAAAAUUAUUGGGCUUGUACUACAUAGCCAAUGAAUGAAUCCUCCAAAAUGACUAACAUGAGAGUUGAACAUUGUAUAAACAACCCUUCCCAUUUAGCCAUUGGAUCCACAAAGGUCAGAUUCCUUCUACUUAAAAACUGGUUUCCUUAUUUGUACACAAUCCACUUCCGUGGUUUAUGUAGCUUGACGAAUUAAGCUCGUUAGAGUAAGUCUGCCUCUUCCCUUCUGUGUUUUUGCACCAACUAAUUGUGUGUGUAUACCCACAAGAUGCUCUUGGUAUAAGCUUGCAGUUCACACUGAAAUGUGUGGAUUCUUGUCUCUGGACUGCCUAUUCGCUUUUUACUGUACGCAUCGUGUGAACACACUGGAGGACAUAGCUCUACUGCUGUACAAGUGGAUGGUCAUCAAAUAGAACAAUUCUAAUGCCUAAUUUUACUUUACAAAGGCUUUAUGGUAUAGCACUGAAGAGAAGUAGGUUUCUACUGACCGUGCCCCCUCCCCCCCUGAUUGCCUUCUCCCCCAGUGUUUGCUGUUGGCCCUCAACAGAUCACUCUUCUAUUUGGCAAUUGGGGCCCUUAUUCAGGGUAGAAAAUGUGUUGUUUUUUGUUUUUGUUUAUUUAUUAAAAUUUAAUGUACGUUUGUCAUGCAUGUAUAGAAUGUUGUGGACCCACAGUGAUGACUUGUAUUUAAGAUUUCCAAUUCAUGUAUGUAUGUAAAUAAGUGAAAAAAGUGUUAAACAGAGUUUGGCUGGAUUUCUUUCUUUCAGGCCUGAAUAACAAUGUGGAGCGAAUGUCCUCCAUACCAAUACAUGUUAACUUUAAUUUAUUUGAUGUAUAAUGUCAUUGUUGUUGUGUUAUGAAGCUUGUUAAAUGGUAUAUCGUGUCUUAUCUUUCUUAUGAACUACACAUGAAUACCAUUAAAAAUAUAUAUAUUUGUACUGCAUUAUAAAUAAUAAAAAACGCAGCACGUU